AUGGAAAUCAGGUACAUCAUCGAGAUUUGGGCGGACAAUUGCCAGGAACAAUUGGCUAGGAGGGAUGGAGUGAAGCUGGAAGGCGCUGACGUUCUAAAGAAGCUGCAAAUGGAUGGCAAUCAGACCUUGAAGUACGGUCUCCUGCACGGUAAACUUCUCGGUUCAGAUGGGAUGAGUCGGGACUUAGGAUGGCACCUUACUCGGAGUGACCGAUUCGGAAUCACUUUCGUGGGCGCUGAGAUCACAAUGGAACAGGUCAGAUUGACAUGGACUUGUGACACAACGGGUAUCGCGGUCCUGAGGAGGUCCACUUUGAGUUGGCGGCUCAUCCACGACCUUAAUGCGGGAAUACAUCCUCCGGAGCGUCCGUUCAUCCAGGACAAUGAGUCAUGA
Molecule: messenger RNA, 393 nt
Organism: Laccaria bicolor S238N-H82
Lineage: Eukaryota; Fungi; Basidiomycota; Agaricomycetes; Agaricales; Hydnangiaceae
Exons: 2
Coding region: 1-393 (130 amino acids)
Source: RefSeq, a predicted model, not a curated record